AUGCUCGUCAAUCUCAACAUCCUCCCGGUGCUCUCGGCCCUCAUCGCCUUCACCGCCGCUGCUCCCGGUCCUCUCUCUACCGGCCUCGUCUAUUCUGACACCAACAAGCUGGUCGACUACACUCACAUCUCCAUUCCGGGUACCGGCAACGCCGAGCAGGUCAACGUGGCCGUCCUCCCCGCUCAAGCCGACACCGGCGACAAGAACAACUACCAAGACAAACUCGUCCGCGGCACGGGUUCUGGUUCGGUCGACGAGGUGAACGGCGAGGGCUGGGGCAAAGUAAAAUGCGAGACGUCGUGGGCGUCUCCGACCAUGUCCGAGAUCGACGGGCUGAUCGCCAAGGUCUACGACAAGAAGAACUGGAAGACCUGCAGCUACUGGCAGAGCAACGGCGGUGGCUCCAUGUGCACGCAGAUUGCGAAGUCGGACGGCGGCAACGUCUCCCUCUGCGGUCGGUACAAGCAGGGCCUCGCCUGCGAGGACAUCAUCUGGGCUAUGCUCGAAGUUAAGUCCAGGUGCGGAAAUCACGGAAUGAGCAGGGCCGGCGGUUACUACAUUUUCUUUCAGUGGAACUUGAGGGUUGUGCUGCAUUAG
Messenger RNA from Tricharina praecox, 597 nucleotides. RefSeq lists its product as uncharacterized. The coding region runs from base 1 to 597 and encodes 198 amino acids. The transcript has a single exon. Lineage: Eukaryota; Fungi; Ascomycota; Pezizomycetes; Pezizales; Pyronemataceae. The record is from RefSeq and is a predicted model, not a curated record.